This is a messenger RNA of Leptopilina heterotoma, 2521 nucleotides long. Its product is annotated as facilitated trehalose transporter Tret1-like. Gene Ontology annotation, biological process: transmembrane transport; carbohydrate transport. The transcript has 3 exons. Lineage: Eukaryota; Metazoa; Arthropoda; Insecta; Hymenoptera; Figitidae. Gene Ontology annotation, cellular component: membrane. Bases 530 to 2149 code for a protein of 539 amino acids. The record is from RefSeq and is a predicted model, not a curated record. Gene Ontology annotation, molecular function: sugar transmembrane transporter activity.
GACCGCUUCUCACUUGAGUACAUUCGCUUCGCGAGUAUAACACACGAAGCAAUAGUUGCACUCGAUUCAGAAGCGCGACAAGACGUGAAUUUUUUUUUUUUACAAGUCGACAAAAAAAUCGCACAAAAGAAAUUCGAAGCCUACAUUUUUGUGUUUACAUCAAAAUAAAAUAAACCCUCGGUUAAAAAAAACAGUACCGAUGAAUCGUGAGAGACGUGCUAAACUUCUCGCGGGGUUUUACGAAAUUGGCCGGACAAUUUGGACAAAUUUGUGAUUUAAAAAAAAAAAAAAGAGAAUUUUUAUUUCCAAUUUCUUUCUAUGAGAAUUGGGAAAAAUUUAUUUUUCAAUUGGUUCAAGAUUUGAUAUUUGUAAAUAAUACAGCACAAAGUCAUUUAUUUUAGGGAAAUAAUAAAUAAUAGAAAAAUAAUAAAAAAUAGUCAUAAUUAUAAGUCGACGUAUUGUGAUUUUAAUAUAAUUGACUGUGAUAUAAUUUCUUGAGACUAAGUUGUCAACCUUACCGAACUCCACAAUGGCUGAAAAAUCUGCAGAGAUUCAAGAUCCAGAAAAAGCGACACUGGUCGAUUCAGGACGUCUUCCAUCGAUACAGAAUUCAACACUCCUGGAGAGUGAAAAAAAUUCCUUAGGAACAAAAAAUGGAAAUUAUGUUUAUCACCAUCAUCAUGAAGAUAAAAGAGCGAGGGGCAGUGCAUUUAGACAAAUUUUAGCCGCACUUGUCGCACAAUUAGGAACAAUUAAUACUGGAAUGGUGUUUGGCUUUGCAGCGAUCGCCAAUGUUCAACUUCAAGAUUCAAACGACACUUUGGUGACCACCAGCGAUCAAAGAACGUGGAUCGCCAGCACUUCGGCGAUUGGAACCCCCAUCGGCUGCCUCCUGUCCGGCUACCUAAUGGACAUAUUCGGCCGAAAGGCCUCACUCAUCGUCACCGAAGUGCCGGCCCUAAUCGGCUGGAUCCUCAUCUCCUGCGCCACCAACGUGAACAUGAUCUACGCCGGAAGAUUCUUCACCGGCCUCGGCUCAGGAAUGGUCGGUGCCCCAGCGCGCGUCUACGCCAGCGAAGUCACCCAACCUCAUCUACGAGGAAUGCUGACGGCCUUCGCCAGUGUCGGCGUCAGUACCGGUGUUCUCAUCGAAUACUCCCUGGGAAGUCUCCUCUCCUGGAAUGUUUGCGCCGCAAUAAGUGCCGUUCUCCCCCUCGCCGCACUCCUCCUAAUGUUCCUCUUUCCCGAAACACCAUCGUUCCUCAUCUCACAAAACAAACCCGAACAAGCGAGAAUAUCCCUGCAAAAAUUCCGCGACAGCAAUUACAAUUUAGACAAGGAAAUGAAUCUUCUACUCAACUUCUCCAAUAAGAAUAACAUCAAAAGACUCACGGGCUUCAGGGAAAUAACCAGCGCCCUACUGAAACCAAACGCCGUCAAACCAUUCUUGAUUCUAAUGCUCUACUUUCUCAUCUACCAAUGGACUGGAACGAAUGCCGUGACAUUUUACGCGGCGAAAAUAUUCCAAGACUCCGGUGCAACGAUAAAUAAAUACCUAGCAACCGUGAUUAUUGGAAUCGUUCGACUAGUGUUCACAAUUGUCGCCUGUGUCCUCUGCAGACGAUGUGGUAGACGACCAUUGACAAUGAUCUCCGCAUUCGGUUGUGGUAUCUCAAUGAUAGCCUUUGGAAUUUACGAGUGGAUCAAAGUCUACUGGAGUGACAAUAACAUGGAGCAUAGUUGGACCUGGUUUCCACUGUUCUGCCUCAUUUUCUACACCGCAGCUUGCACCCUCGGCUUUCUGGUGAUUCCGUGGAUAAUGAUUGGAGAACUGUAUCCAGUUCAGGUGCGAGGUCUUCUUGGUGGUUUCACAACAAUGUCAGCGCAUGCCUUUGUAUUCUCUGUGGUUCAAACAUUUCCCCUCUUAACUGAAACCAUCACUAUUCAUGGUACUUAUCUUUUAUAUGGUUUUAUAUCAAUAUUCGGUAUGGUGUACUUUUAUUUGUGUCUACCGGAAACAAAGGGCAAGACCCUGCAGGAAAUUGAGGAUUAUUUCUCGGGCAGAAGCGAUACACUGAAAACGGGACUUAACAGUAAAAUGUGGAUGAGCAGAAAAUUAAAUGUCGAGAAGGGACAAGUGUUGCCUUGAUCACACACUUUUAUGCCUUGAGAAUGGAAACCCUAUUCCCCCUCCAUCUAUCGUGAUAAAUUUCAUUGUCAAUCGAACUUAAUAAUUAUUUUUAAGGAAAAAACAGAAUAUUACCGAAAAAAUUUAAUUUUAGGGAAAAAGUAUAAUCUGUGCCUUGGAGUGUUAAGAGUUCUCUCACUACUUUUCAAAAUUUAAAAUUCAAAAUAGUGGAUUAAUUUUUUAAUUAAGCGAACCUGCCUCGACGCUAGCGUCAAAAACUAUUUUUUUUUUUGGAAAAAUUAUUAUUUUUUUUUUCAUUAAUUUUUAGUGAUAAAAAUGAUAAAAUAAAUUUUACUAUUUUUAUUAACCUGGAAUUCUAAAACUUUUCGAUUU